Messenger RNA from Lucilia cuprina (Australian sheep blowfly), 759 nucleotides. RefSeq names its product inactive pancreatic lipase-related protein 1. The record is from RefSeq and is a predicted model, not a curated record. The coding region runs from base 181 to 759 and encodes 192 amino acids. NCBI's taxonomy places the organism in Eukaryota, Metazoa, Arthropoda, Insecta, Diptera, Calliphoridae. The transcript is spliced from 4 exons. Gene Ontology annotation, molecular function: lipase activity.
UUAUAUUUGAGUGAUGAGAAACGUUUGCGCAAAAGCAAUUUCAAUUUCAAUUAUCCUUUGGCAAUUUAUUUGCAUGGCUUCUCUGAAUCAGCGACGGGUGAAAAACAGAGUAGUCAGGAGGUUAAAGAUGCAUUUUUAAAAGGCGGAAAUUACAAUGUCAUACUCAUCGAUUGGAGUCCAAUGACUGCGGUGCCCUGGUAUACCAAUGCAGUUGAUAAUUUGCCCGUGGCAGCCAGAUACGUAGCAAGAUUUAUACGUUUCCUUUUACAGCAGGGCUAUCAACUGCAAAAGAUUCAUUUGAUAGGUUUUAGCUUGGGAGCAGAGGUGUCCGGUUUUAUAGGUAAACAACUGCAGGAAUGGGGUAUAUAUUUACCCAGAAUAACAGGUCUUGAUCCUGCUUUGCCUUUAUUCGAAGAUGGCAGCUCGAAUCGCCGUUUGAGUCCCAAAGAUGCUCAAUUUGUGGAUAUUAUACACACAGAUGGUGGUAUUCUGGGUAAUCCUGAAGCUAUGGGUCAUGCUGAUUUCUAUCCUAAUGGUGGGCAUGCUUUACAGCCUGGUUGUGCCCGGCAGGAAAUUGCCAAUAAUCGUUGGUUGGGCAUAAUAAGCUGCAGCCAUCAACGUGCCUGGGAAUAUUUUAUUGAAUCUAUACGCCGUCCUUAUGCCUUUCCAGCCAACAGAUGUGAGCCUUCAAAAUUAUUUGGCACUUGUCGUGAUGGCAAUGGCAAAGCAUUCAUGGGUAUGGGAGCUGACAAAAGGUGA